Messenger RNA from Clarias gariepinus (North African catfish), 2583 nucleotides. Its product is annotated as dynein regulatory complex protein 11-like. Bases 101 to 2578 code for a protein of 825 amino acids. The transcript is spliced from 19 exons. Lineage: Eukaryota; Metazoa; Chordata; Actinopteri; Siluriformes; Clariidae. The record is from RefSeq and is a predicted model, not a curated record. Gene Ontology annotation, molecular function: protein binding; ATP hydrolysis activity; ATP binding.
AUAAUUUUUUAAACAAACUUAAGCAAUAUAAUAUUGUAAAUGUAUUUUAAAACUAUUUCGUGAGCGAGUUUUAUUGGGCCUUUGAUGUUCAGACAGCGCCAUGUCUCACAGCACAUAUAGAAAACUCUGGACUGACGCUCAAGGGGAACUCAGUGAUCUCCUGAGCCAGGAGCUUCCAUCUGAGCCUUUACGGCCCGAGAAAGACCGCGUGGUGUUCUUCCAGCGCAUCGCGACCCUGUACGUACGCUACGUCCGGAUCUUCAGGCAGCUGGAGGAGGCCUACGAUCAGAUCGUCCACCCACAGAAGAGGAGGCUGAUCCGAGACGUCCUAGAUGGAGUGAUAGGUCGCGUCCUGGAGCUGAAGAAUGAGAUGGUGGAGAAGGAGUACUCCGAGUACCAUUAUAUGGAUGAUGUCAUACAAGAUUUGAAACUUACGCCGGAGGAUCUUGAGAUUCCAAUCCCAAAGUACUUCAUUAAUGAACGGCGUAAAGUUCUGCAGGAGAGAGACGCAUUUCUCUCCAGCAUCCUGGAUCAAGAUGGAAUGUUGGUGAAACCAGAACCGACCACAACACGCAUUCUGAGUCUGGAGGAGGCUGUGACAAUCAUUCAGGUGUCGGAGAGGGCGCGGCAGGGUCGACUGAGGACCAACAUCAUGCGGGAGAUCCACAGGGAUGCAGAGAGACAGAGGAAAACAAAUGACAAGGAUCUCAAAGAAGCUACAGAGGAACAGGCUGCUAUUCAAAUCCAGAAGGUGUGGAAAGGUUACUUACAGAGGAAGAGGACGAAGCAGGAGCGUGAAGAGGAGAUGAUUGUUCUGGGCAUGUCCAUUAAGCCCAGUCUGGUCCAGCCGUGCCCGGCUGUCGUCCUCGCUGAAGACAAUAAAGCCAUCAGGAGGAAGAAGCAGGAGGAGCAUGAGGAGGAUUAUCACAAAGCUAUGAUCUCCAUCUCCAAGAUCCUGCGAGAGACCGAGGGUCCUGACAUGAAGGAAACGAUGAAGGGUCAGAUCAGACAGUGGUUCAUCGAGUGCCACGAUGCAACAGGGUCUUUUCCUGACUUUCCCGAUGAGGAAGAUGGUGGAUCAGCUAUUAUUUUUGCUAAUAAAACACCUGAGCAGCUGAUGGAAGAGCUGGCAUCUAAAAAUGAGGAGGAAGAAAACAAAAAGGCGAAAGAGAAGGAAGAGCAGAAAGACAAAGGGAAAAAGGAAACCAGGAAAGAAGAACAAGUGGAAGAAGAACCUGGGCUGAAAUUGCUGCCUUCUGCCUUUCUGUCCGAGCUACAGAAAGGACACAAGACAUUUACAGACGUCUGGCAAAACCGAGACGAGUCCAAAAACUUCAGCCAAAGACAUGAAGCGGAGCUGAUUAAAGAAGAUAAGAGGAAAGUGCUUGAGGGAGAAAUAAGAUUGCAGGUGGACGAGUUGAUGAGACAGGAGCUCACUAACUGGAAGUUUGCAGUGGAAGGAAGUAAAGGUGGAAAGGCCAAGCCUGCAGGAAAGAAGAAGAAGAAGAAGACAUUGAAGAGUGUAAAGAAGAAAAAGAAAGACAGAGACCUUACAGCUGAUAGGAGCAUCGAGUCGCUGUAUGAAGAGCUGGUGAUGGAAGGCUUGCUCAAACCAGCGCAUAAGGUGAAACUACGCGACUUCAUUGGUGAUUACAGCUACCUCGGCACGACCUUGAGGCAGACUGACAUCGAGCCCAUGCCCUCAUUAUCAGAUGUGCGCCAGGUUAUAUCUCUUUGGGCCGUCUUGCCAUUGGGUUCCCAUGCGAUCCAUGAGAAAGCUCCUCUAGUAAAGUCCAUACUCCUGGUGGGGCCGUCAGGAGUGGGGAAGAAGAUGCUAGUCCAUGCUAUCUGUCAGGAGACCGGAGCUAACCUGUUUGACCUUUCCGCUUCAAACCUGGUGGGAAAAUAUGCAGGCAAGAGUGGGCUCCAGAUGAUGCUGCACAUGGUGUUUAAGGUUGCCAGAUUAAUGCAGCCAUCUGUAGUAUGGAUCGGAGAUGCUGAUAAAAUGUUUUAUAAGAAAAUACCAAAGGAGGAGAAAGAGUUAGAUCCAAAGAGGCUAAAGAAAGAUCUGCCUAAAAUCCUUAAAUCUAUCAAAGGUGAGGACCGUGUUCUUAUCGUAGGAACGACAAACAAUCCUGUGAAUGCAGACCUAAAGUCUCUGUUAAAGCUUUAUACCAAGAUCAUCCUCAUACCCCGGCCAGACUACGCCUCGAGGUUCGUCAUGUGGAAGGAACUGAUCCAGAGGAACGGAGGUGUUGUGACCAGCGACCUCGACCUCAGCUCCCUGGCUAAGAUCUCGGAUGGAUACACACAGGGUCACAUGGUGCGUGUGGUGAAGGGCAUCCUGACCGAGUGGCGCAUACAGCAGCUGGCUAAACGCCCACUGACCGCCACCGAGUUUGUCUCGCCUCUCGCCAAGAUCGACCCUGUGUUCCAGGAUGAGGAGGAAGCCCUCAAAAGCUGGUAUGCGAAGACUCCUCUGGGUAAGAAGAGAGCGAGAGCUGCUUUAGGGAUGGACGCAGAGGAAGAUGUAGCAGCUAAAGAUGGCAAAGACAACAAGAAGAAAGGAAAGAAGUAACUUCA